AUGCAGCUUCAAACAACCUCUAUCUGUGUUCUUGUGCUUACCAUUACGUGCUUCCCGGCACUUUUCUAUGGCUCCCCGCUAUCCAAAGGCAUGUCCAAUGUGCAAGCUAAAUCCAGCCAGGACUGGGACUUCAAAUUAUACCAUAGCAGCCAAUGCAAAGGAUCAGCAGCAAAAUUCAUUGGCUCCGGAUCUACUGGAUGUCGUAAUGAUGUUCCAAGCGGGGGUGCUUCGAGUUAUUAUGCGGCAAGCAUUGCCUCCGGCUGCACAGUGGAGCUUUACAAGGACAAUAGCUGCAGUAGCCGCCACAGAACCCAUGAGGUUAACUCGGGAGCGAGUAAGAAAUGUACCAAGAUCUCGAGCAAAAAGAAGCACAUCAACAGCUAUGAGGUGACCUGCUAG
Penicillium macrosclerotiorum is the source of this 399-nucleotide messenger RNA. RefSeq lists its product as uncharacterized. The transcript has a single exon. Lineage: Eukaryota; Fungi; Ascomycota; Eurotiomycetes; Eurotiales; Aspergillaceae. The record is from RefSeq and is a predicted model, not a curated record. Bases 1 to 399 code for a protein of 132 amino acids.